AUGCGUUUUUUUUACUUCAUUGUUGAAAUCGCAGCUACAUUCCUCGCUUCCAGUGAUGCUCUCAAGGGUAACCAACGGCUACUGAGGCCAGGCCAUUACACAGUAGCCGAUUUCGAAGAGAGAGGCCCCUUACAGCGACGUGAAGGAGUUAGCGAAGAGUUUUGGGAUCAAUUUGGAGAAAGCAAGAAUUAA
Molecule: messenger RNA, 192 nt
Organism: Phytophthora infestans T30-4
Lineage: Eukaryota; Oomycota; Peronosporomycetes; Peronosporales; Peronosporaceae
Exons: 1
Coding region: 1-192 (63 amino acids)
Source: RefSeq, a predicted model, not a curated record